This is a messenger RNA of Acaulospora morrowiae, 1227 nucleotides long. NCBI's taxonomy places the organism in Eukaryota, Fungi, Glomeromycota, Glomeromycetes, Diversisporales, Acaulosporaceae. The record is from the annotation of a GenBank genome assembly.
AUGGCGCCACCGAAAAAUCAAGGGAAAAAUCUAGAAGCCGAAAGUGUGUUGCAGGCGGUUGUUCUUGCAGACACCUGUGUCGUGUCUAAUGCUGGGGUAAAACCAGUGCCUCUUACCUCUUUGCAACACUCCACUGAUCGAGUAUACCCUGGAGUCCCUUGCGGUUGCCGGGGUGCAAAAGAAUCCAAAUGGAGUCGAUCGUAUUCUCCACUAGAGAUCAUAACUAUUUUGGCACGAGAAGCACGCUCGGUCGGCGACGUAUUGCGAGAAUUGGACGCGAAACAAUUUAUCAAUUCGGAUUUUAUACUAAUGAGUGGCGAUGUGGUAUCAAAUAUAAAUUUGGAAAAAGUUCUUGAUGCUCAUAGAAUGCGGAAAUCGACGGACAAAAAUGCAAUCAUGACAAUGGUAACCAAGGAAGCGAGCCCCUUUCACAGAACAAGGGCUAUGGGUGAAUCUUCAAUUUUCGUUCUUGACGCGAAAACUAACGAAUGUGUUCACUACGAGUCAGUCGAAGCAUUUCCACGCAAACGACGAAUGGUUAUGAGCACCGAAGUGUUUAAAAAGCACGCUGACAUUCAGAUACGCAACGAUCUUAUCGAUUGUCAAAUUGACAUUUGUUCGGUGGAGGUUCCACCUUUAUUUACCGAGAACUUUGAUUAUCAAGACAUAAGAAAAGAUUUUGUAUACGGAAUUUUGACAUCUGAACUACUGGGGAAAACUAUUUAUUGUCACGUUGUUAAAGAUGCUUAUGCAGCAAGGGUGAGAAGUCUGCAGACUUACGAUGCUAUAAGUAAAGAUGUUUUAUCACGGUGGACUUACCCCAUCGUUCCCGAUAAUAAUUUACAAGAGGGUGAUAGUUACGAAUAUAUGCGUGGUCAGAUUUACAAAGAACGGAACGUUGAGCUAUCGAGAUCUUGUUCGCUGGGCGAGAAAGUGUUGAUAGGUGCUGGUACCAGAAUUGCCGAGAAUGUCAAGAUAACAAAUUCCGUAAUCGACAAUCCAUUCAUAGGUCCUAAUGUCGAAAUUGACGGUGCUUAUAUUUGGGACGGUGUCAAGAUUAAUGCGAAUUGUUCAAUAUUUCGUUCUAUACUGGCGAAUAAUGUCGUAUUGGAAGAGAAUGUGAUCGUCAAUAAGGGUUGCUUGUUGGCUUGCGAUGUAAGCGAAAUCAUUUCCUCUGACAACCUUUUUGAAAAAGAAAGAAGUCACAUCUCAUGCGUUCCAAUGUAA